Arachis stenosperma is the source of this 429-nucleotide messenger RNA. RefSeq lists its product as uncharacterized. NCBI's taxonomy places the organism in Eukaryota, Viridiplantae, Streptophyta, Magnoliopsida, Fabales, Fabaceae. The transcript has a single exon. Bases 1 to 429 code for a protein of 142 amino acids. The record is from RefSeq and is a predicted model, not a curated record.
AUGGCCCUGGAGACGUUCCUCAAGGUUCAUCCGCCAACUUUUCGUGGAUUCACAAAUCCUAAUGAAGCGGACCACUGGUUCCAAGCAAUGGAACGUGCUUUACAGGCGCAACAUGUCCCCCUCAAUCAAUAUGUCGAGUUUGUCGCUUAUAAGCUAGUGGGAGAGGCCCAGCCCUGGUGGCAAGCUGAGUGCUAUUUGCUACAGUUGCAGAACGCCGAUAUUCUGUGGGAGGUGUUCCGAGCGGCCUUUUACAAGAAGUACUUUCCUGAGUCUGCAAGGGAAGCGAAGGAGAUGGAGCUAAUGCAGCUGAAGCAGGGUUCCAUGUCUGUGGCUGAGUACACCAACAAGUUUGAAGAGAUUUGUAGGUUUUCUAGGGUGUGUCAGGGUGACCCGGAGACUUUCGAGAGCUGGAGGUGUAUUAAGUACUAG